This is a messenger RNA of Anoplophora glabripennis (Asian longhorned beetle), 2616 nucleotides long. RefSeq names its product protein ROP (gene Rop). Bases 157 to 1920 code for a protein of 587 amino acids. The record is from RefSeq and is a predicted model, not a curated record. Gene Ontology annotation, molecular function: syntaxin binding. Gene Ontology annotation, cellular component: secretory granule; plasma membrane. The transcript has 9 exons. Gene Ontology annotation, biological process: neurotransmitter secretion; intracellular protein transport; vesicle-mediated transport. Lineage: Eukaryota; Metazoa; Arthropoda; Insecta; Coleoptera; Cerambycidae.
UCAUAGAAGGCGUCUGUGUGGUUCGUGGUCUAAAAGUUGGUUUUGUUGUUUACGGUGAAAGUGGUGUUCUACCAUCUAAUUUUUUAAUCCAGAAAAUUUACGUUGUUAAAAUUAAAACUAAGUGCUCUGUAAUUGGUUGUGCAAUAAUUAAUUAAAAUGGCUCUAAAGACCCAAGUCGGUCAGAAAAUUAUGAACGAAGUUAUCAAGUACAAGCCACCUAAAAAGAAUGGUCCGGCACAUGCCGUAGAAUGGAGAAUUUUGGUGGUGGAUCAGUUGGCCAUGAGGAUGGUCUCUGCCUGUUGCAAAAUGCAUGAUAUAUCAGCGGAGGGUAUUACACUGGUUGAAGAUAUUAACAAGAGAAGAGAACCUCUAACCACAAUGGAAGCUGUUUACCUGAUUACACCAUCGGAAAAGUCGGUACAUGCUCUCAUGAACGAUUUUGAAACUCCCAAAUGCAUGUACAAAGCAGCACAUGUUUUCUUCACAGAAGUCUGUCCUGAGGAACUCUUCAAUGAGUUAUGCAAGUCAUGUGCGGCAAGAAAAAUUAAAACUUUGAAGGAGAUCAACAUCGCUUUCUUGCCAUACGAGUCACAGGUAUUCUCCUUAGAUUCGCCCGAUACAUUCCAAUGCAGUUAUGACCCUACUUUCGCAGCUGCUAGGAAUGCCAAUAUGGAGAGAAUGGCGGAACAGAUAGCUACUCUCUGUGCAACGUUAGGAGAAUACCCGUCUGUUCGAUACAGAAGUGAUUGGGAUCGAAAUGUGGAACUCGCACAGUUAAUACAACAAAAAUUAGAUGCCUACAAAGCUGACGAACCUACAAUGGGUGAAGGCCCAGAAAAGGCUAGAUCCCAACUUUUGAUCCUUGACCGUGGUUUUGACUGUGUCUCUCCUUUACUUCAUGAACUCACCUUUCAAGCUAUGGCCUACGAUUUACUUCCUAUAGAGAAUGAUGUAUAUAAGUAUGAGGCUUCAGCAGGAGUGCCCAAGGACGUGUUGCUAGAUGAAAACGAUGAGCUUUGGGUGGAGCUGCGCCACCAACACAUUGCUGUGGUGUCCCAAAGUGUAACGAAGAAUUUGAAGAAAUUCACUGAUUCCAAGAGGAUGACACAGAGCGAUAAACAGUCCAUGAAAGAUUUAUCUACAAUGAUCAAAAAAAUGCCUCAGUACCAAAAGGAAUUAUCAAAAUAUGCCACUCAUUUACAUUUGGCUGAAGAUUGCAUGAAAGCUUAUCAGGGUUACAUCGAUAAGCUCUGCAAAGUGGAACAGGAUUUGGCGAUGGGAACAGACGCAGAGGGCGAGAAAAUCAAAGACCACAUGCGUAAUAUAGUGCCCAUUCUCCUCGACCCUAAAAUCACGAACGAGUACGAUAAGAUGCGAAUCAUUGCUUUAUACGCCAUGACGAAGAACGGAAUUACAGAAGAGAAUCUUUCAAAAUUAGCCACUCACGCGCAAAUCAAAGAAAAACAAACAAUCGCUAACCUACAACUGCUCGGUGUCAAUGUAAUAAACGACGGCGGAACUAGGAAGAAGACAUAUAUCGUUCCCCGCAAGGAAAGGAUUACCGAACAGACAUAUCAGAUGUCCAGGUGGACACCUGUCAUUAAGGAUAUCAUGGAGGAUUGCAUUGAGGAAAAACUGGAUCAGAAGCACUUCCCAUUUUUGGCGAGCAGAGCCCAGACUAGUGCCUAUCACGCCCCAACAAGUGCUCGUUACGGGCACUGGCACAAGGACAAAGGGGCGCAGACUGUCAAAAAUGUGCCUCGUCUCAUCGUGUUUAUAGUGGGGGGCAUGUGCUUCUCGGAGGUAAGAUGUGCUUACGAGGUUACAAAUGCCCAGAAGAACUGGGAGGUCAUCAUCGGGUCGUCACACAUUAUUACCCCAGAGGGAUUCCUCAGUGAUUUGGCCACUCUUGCCGGCUAGAAUUCAGCUAAAAAGGUUACUUUCAACAUACCAGAUAAUUGAUGCUUUUGUCUCGUGAUCGAUGGAUUCCAGUUAUUUGGGUUUGUCGAAUUUUAUCGAUAACAUUGUUUGCAGUCAUCUCAUUUCUUUCUCUAAUCUUGAAUAGUAAAUGGAGUAAUACUUAAAGAUUGUUAGAUAACGGCAAUGUAUCGAUAAUACUCGAUACGUUCCUGCUUUUUCUAAUUUGUGUACUCUCACAAAAGGCUUCAAUGCACAAGCUACAACUGAGCAAAUGAAAUAUAUUAAAAUCGUCUUCCCUUGUAACACUUUCAGAUAGUGGUGAAAAAUAUAUUGGAACGUUUAGGCUGUGAUGAGAGUCACGGAAGUAGCGUCUUUUCCUUAAAUAUAAAUAUAGCUCACUUUUUGCUCUUUUGUAGCAGAGGUAUAUUGAAGUAACACAUUAAAGUUAUUCUAGUCUAACGUGGCACACAACUUUUGAUAAAGUAGUUCUAUUACAUUACUACUUUAGCAUUUUUAAAUUUUUAAUUAUGAAUUUUGCGUUUCAGGACGUAAAGUCAUAUUAAUGUUAGUUUAGGGAUCACAAAAAAUGGUGAAGUCGAAUUUUUGUAUUAUUCCUGUGUAUUAUUCUACGAUGGCUUAAAUAUUGCUAUUAUUAAAAUUUUAUACUUAUGUUUAUUUAUUCGUAUAUUUUAAAUA